Molecule: messenger RNA, 1032 nt
Organism: Mesocestoides corti
Lineage: Eukaryota; Metazoa; Platyhelminthes; Cestoda; Cyclophyllidea; Mesocestoididae
Source: the annotation of a GenBank genome assembly
AUGCAAAACUCGUCAAUUGUAACUAGGGAUUUGUACUGUCUGCAUGGUGUUCUUCAUGCGGUUGAAUUGGCUGGCUUCCUCUUUCGGUAUAUUGAUGAACACCCUGAGACAAAAAGCAUUUACAUUGGAGCGGCAGAAAAUCUCAUCAACGGUGUUUGGAGUGAGUGGAGCCAGGAGUAUUGGACGGGGGCCACUUUCCUCGUUCGAGUGGCGCUCUGCACUGUGCACCAUACAGUGUUUCCACUGACCGGCGUAAAAGAGCAGCGAGCGAUUGAUGGUCUGCGAGUUGGCAUUUUCCUGUCUUUUCUAGGCCGACUCACAAUUAACCUGGUGAACUCGAAGUCAAAGCACAACCCGAAUCGUGUCAUGCGAGUCAGACGGAGUAUGGUGUUUGCGAAGCAUUUAGUCGAUAUUGGGGACGCAUUUCGCAAGGACGUGCUCGGUUCUGAAGACGAGCCGGAUCGGACCUUGAGGCCUCCGUCCUGGCUCCAUCACCCCUGGCCCCUCAGCCCCGCGCUCGGCGGCCCCUAUGCAGCUGUCCACUGGCGACGCGGUGACUUCCCCGAGUCUCCCUCGGUCCACACAGCAGUCAAUCAAACCCGGCAAGCCAUAAGGAAAUUCCAGCUUGAUGACCAAGUGUCUGCGGUCUACCUGGCUACGGAUGCUGAGAAUGAGGAUUUUCUUUUGUUCAAACAAUUACUGAGUCCCUGGGCGGUGUACCGGUUUGCGCCUGAACGAACCGACCUUGUGCCUGGCGAAUUGGCAGUUAUCGACCAGUGGAUAUGCGCGCAUGCUAGGCUUUUUGUUGGAUCGUCACCAUCUACAUUUACUUUCCGAAUUGUCGAGGAACGUGAAAUAAUGGGUUUCCACCCAUCCUCUACCUACAAUGCUUUUUGUGCUGUUCCCGGUAGCGAUGUUGUAAUGUACGACGACUGGAGGAAGCGAACCGACUGCGAAGGUCUCACACCCUGGUCCAUUGUUCCGGAGCCCCUCUACACCAUCCACACACCUCCCUUCAAAAACGAACUGUAA